GGUGGGGGGACAGAACAGGGCUCCCGCAGUCCGGGUCCCUCGGCCCUGCCCCCACCCUGGAAGCUGGGAAGGUGGCCUUGUUUUCUGUUGGCCUCAAACACUGGGCCCGCCACCCGCCCGUGGGGCCGGCCAACGGCCAGGUGGGGCGAGAUUCAGGAAGUAAACAAGCUGGAAGGGUGGGAAGGAGGGUGAGGCUGGGCGGCUGGGGCAGGAGAGGCUGGGCUGGAGUUAUGUCGCGGGGAGGCUGGUUGCCUGGGGGGGCUCUGACUAGGCUCGUCCACUUCCUCCUGCGCUUCCAGUUCUCCCCACCCUUGGUGUGGGGGGCUGUCCCCCUUCCCCAGCCCUCCCUAAAAGGGGAGGAGCGGGCAGCUUGGAUGGUGGGUGUAUCUCCCCUUUCUGGGAGGACCUGAGCCCCUGUCUGCCCAUGCUCUGAGGGGGUCUUUUGCCCUAUUUGUCUGUCUGUCUCCUCCGUUGUUUGACUUUCCAGUCCUGCUCUGCUGGUCCCUCUGGCCAGAACAAUCAGAUAGGAAGUUCAUUCCCGGGGAGACAUGAGCGAGGCCUGGAGCCGCCAUCGGCAGCAGAAAGCCGGCUGGGCCCAGACCCGGGGUGCAAGCUCUGCCGCUGCUUGGGGGUGGGGGGCAGGCAGAGGUGGGCUGCGCUCUUCCUGGCUCCCCUGCGGUCCUCCAGCCUUCCCAGGGCUGGUGGUGCUGCUGCUUGGUGGCUGAGCAGAGGCAGAAGACUGACCACGGGAGGGAGCAGCCGAAUGCUGGUCCCACCUGGUCUCCAGCCUGGGGAUGUCAUGGAGCCGGACCUGUCUCCACCGAGUCCCGGCAGUCCGCCAGAAGACCUGUGCCCAGCCCCCGAGACUCCGCCCGUGACACCCCCGCCCCCUGACGCCCCUCUGCCUGGGGAGGCCAGGAGGUCCCAGCCUCUGCCCAUCCCCGCAAGCAGGAAGCUUCCUGAGGAGGAACGCAGGGCUGCCUCACUUCCCUCCAUCCCCAACCCCUUCCCUGAGCUCUGCAGCCCCCCUUCACACACUCCCAUCCUUGGGGGCCCCUCCAGUGCCAGGGGGCUCCUACCCCGAGAUGCCAGCCGCCCCCACGUGGUGAAGGUAUACAGCGAGGACGGGGCCUGCCGCUCGGUGGAGGUGGCCACAGGAGCCACGGCGCGGCAUGUGUGUGAGAUGCUGGUGCACCGCGCACAGGCCCUGAGUGACGAGAGCUGGGGGCUGGUGGAGUGUCACCCCUGCCUGGCCCUAGAACGUGGCCUGGAAGAUCAUGAGUCUGUGGUGGAAGUACAGGCGGCCUGGCCGGUGGGUGGAGACAGCCGCUUCGUCUUCCGGAAGAACUUCGCCAAGUAUGAGCUGUUCAGGAGCGCCCCACACUCCCUGUUCCCAGAAAAGAUGGUUUCCAGUUGCCUUGAUACUCACAGUGGGGAGUCCCAGGAAGACCUUAUCCAGAACUUCCUCAACGCGGGCAGCUUCCCCGAGAUCCAGGGCUUCCUGCAGCUGCGAGGCUCGGGCCGCAAGCUCUGGAAACGCUGCUUCUGCUUCCUGCGCCGCUCCGGCCUCUACUUCUCCACCAAGGGCACCUCGAAGGACACGAGGCACCUGCAGUAUGUGGCAGAUGUGAAUGAGUCCAACGUGUAUGUGGUGACGCAGGGCCGCAAGCUGUAUGGGAUGCCCACGGACUUUGGCUUCUGCGUCAAGCCCAACAAGGUCCGGAACGGCCACAAGGGGCUCCGCAUCUUCUGCAGCGAGGAUGAGCAGAGCCGCACCUGCUGGCUGGCUGCCUUCCGCCUCUUCAAGUAUGGGGUACAGCUGUAUAAGAAUUACCAGCAGGCCCAGUCCCGAUACCUGCGCCCAUCCGACUUGGGGUCCCAGCCCUUGCGGAGCGUUUCGGAUAAUACCCUGGUGGCCAUGGACUUCUCGGGCCGUGCUGGGCGCGUCAUUGAGAAUCCCCGGGAGGCUCUGAGUGCUGCCCUGGAGGAGGCCCAGGCCUGGAGGAGAAAGACAAACCACCGCCUCAGCCUGCCCACCCCCUGCUCAGGCUCGAGCCUCAGUGCAGCCAUCCAUCGCACCCAGCCCUGGUUCCAUGGCCGCAUUUCCCGCGAGGAGAGCCAGCGGCUCAUCGGGCAGCAGGGCCUGGUGGACGGCCUGUUCCUGGUCCGGGAGAGCCAGCGGAACCCACAGGGCUUUGUCCUGUCCUUGUGCCACCUGCAGAAGGUCAAGCACUACCUCAUCCUGCCGAGCGAGGGCGAGGGCUGCCUGUACUUCAGCAUGGAUGAUGGCCAGACGCGCUUCACGGACCUGCUGCAGCUUGUGGAGUUCCACCAGCUGAACCGCGGCAUCCUGCCCUGCCUGCUGCGUCACUGCUGCACGCGCGUGGCCCUCUGAUGGCCUCCCCUCCGGUCCCCGUGGUGUUGGGGUCCCGGCGCUGCCCUGAGUGGAGUGGAGGCGUGGAGGGCAGGUUGGGGUGAGGGGUGAUGGAGGAGCCUCCCCCCCAGUUCUCUGCUCCACUGCCUCUUGACUGCAGAAAGCCCCCCGUUCAAGGCAGGCCUGAGUGCCCCAGGACGGGCUGGCCUGGUGGCCCCAGGCCCUGCACCCCUGUACAGACUGAGAGGCCAGUGAUCUGCUGUUUUAUACUUGUGACAAAACAAUAAAGAUUAUUUUUUGAUACA
Molecule: messenger RNA, 2679 nt
Organism: Octodon degus (degu)
Lineage: Eukaryota; Metazoa; Chordata; Mammalia; Rodentia; Octodontidae
Gene: Grb7
Product: growth factor receptor bound protein 7
Exons: 15
Coding region: 764-2395 (543 amino acids)
Biological process (GO): signal transduction
Source: RefSeq, a predicted model, not a curated record